CGUGCGUUUAUUAAAGGUAAGUUACAACAUCCUUUCCAUGAUAAAUGCUAACUAACUUUUUGUUUUAUUGCAGGAGUAGCUUAUUUCAAUGCCAAGCAUGGUUGUUUAAAAUGUACAUGCCAUGGAGAAUUUAGUGAGCUAUCGAAAACAAUGGUGUUUAAUGAUUUACAUGCACCAAAAAGAAUUGAUAGGCUGUUUCGCAGAAGGAAGUACGGAAAACAUCAUAAAUAUGAUUCGCCUCUAUUACGCAUAAAGAAUUUAAACAUCAUAGACGCUAUAAUAAUAGCAGAUACUCUACAUCUCAUUGAAUUCGGCGUUUUGCGGAAACUUUUAAAUGGUUGGAAAGAUCAAACCCUAGGACUAAAAACAAAUUGGUCAAAUGUAGGUCAUAUAAUAUCAGACAUGCUUAGGAAAAUGAAACUUCCUUCAGAAAUUCGAAGGAAAAUGAGAGGUAUAGAUUGUCUUGGACAUUGGAAAGCCUCAGAAUUUUACACGUUCCUUCGGUACACAAGCAUUCCAAUAUUGAGGAAAUUUCUUCCAGCUCAUGCUUUCAAACACUUCUUGUUAUUGUUUUCCGCAAUUACCAUAUUGAGCAGCAAAUAUCACUAUUCGAAAUGGAAAUCAGCUAAAACAAUGCUAGAAACGUUUGUUUUAGAUUUUCAAACAAUUUAUGGAAAACAAUUUGUAACGAGCAAUAUACAUAAUUUAAUUCAUGUUUAUGACGAUGUACAUAAUUUUGGCCCUUUAAACACUAUAUCGACCUAUCCUUUCGAAAAUUCACUCCAACUUUUAAAGAAAAUGCUUAGAGGCCGUAGUAACGAUUUAGAACAAGUUAUCAAUCGAAUAUCAGAAUUGAUACAAUUUGAGUCAUUAGAUAAACACGAGAAAACGAAUUAUCCAAGGCUAGGAAAAAAGAAAAAUCAAACUAUGUUGCAUUUGAGAAAAGACUUCGUCCUAUGCAAGGAAUUCAAAGACCAGUGGUUUGUAAGUAAGGACCAUAGUGUUUAUAAAUUUUUGGGCGCCAUUGAACAGAAUUCCGAAAUAACCGUUUUUGCACAAAACAUGGCUGUUGUAGAAGAAGCGUUUGAUUCUCCAUGCUCCUCCUUAGAUUUACUCAUAUAUGAAGGGAGCAUAAAAGAUUUAGCAAUAGGAACAGUUACGCUUAAAGCAAGUGAUGUUAUGUGCAAAUUAGUAGCAGCAGGAACAGAUAACCCAAACACUUUUAUCUUCAGCCCACUUCUCCAUACUCUUAUCGGAUAAUAGAUCCUAUGUUGAAUUAAGUUAAACUCACUACUUGUUUAAUAAGAUGUCGC
Molecule: messenger RNA, 1313 nt
Organism: Anopheles coluzzii
Lineage: Eukaryota; Metazoa; Arthropoda; Insecta; Diptera; Culicidae
Exons: 1
Coding region: 151-1260 (369 amino acids)
Source: RefSeq, a predicted model, not a curated record